AUGCCCAUAGGUGAUGCUGCACCCGACGGCAGGGCGUGCGACGAUUGCCUGGUGCUGAACUACUUGGCGAGCUUCCACAGCCCGUGCCACGUGGUCGAAAAAUUCUUUCUCAACCUCAGAAGACCACAUCAGUUCAAGAAACGUCUGGAGGAAUCCCAUAGCGCCGGGUAA
Molecule: messenger RNA, 171 nt
Organism: Gaeumannomyces tritici R3-111a-1
Lineage: Eukaryota; Fungi; Ascomycota; Sordariomycetes; Magnaporthales; Magnaporthaceae
Exons: 2
Coding region: 1-171 (56 amino acids)
Source: RefSeq, a predicted model, not a curated record